GAACAUUAUUGUGCAAGUAAUACUCUUACGAGCAUAUUCUGCUAGUGUUGUGGUCUUUCUGGUCCUGGGGGUCGGUUACUGGUUAGAAGAGACUAAAUGAUCUUCAGAUGAACAGGCAAACUUUUAAAUCAACACUAACAUUCAUUUAAAUGUUAUUGCCGUCAUGUGCUGUGCUGAUCCCCAAUGAUAAUCUCAUUCUAGGAUAUUGGAGAACUUUAAUAUUUGCUACAUUGCAUUCAGUUUGUCAACCACCUUGCACUGCAAGCAUAUUUCAGCCAAUUUUGAAUAUCAUCUUAGCGCUUUUUGUUUUUUGCUUUUGCAUAAUCUCUCUGACAUCUCACGCAGCCCUAUGGAGAUAACGCCUCUAAAAAUAAAUGUAACCUCUAUAUUCCAGCAGCCAAAGUGAUAAAUGCCAACAGUGUAAUAACUUCCAAUAAUGUGAUCAUUUUUCCAUUCUUAAUGCAAUAAAAGUCGAUAGGCUACUGUUAUAACAUCGAUAAUGUAAUAAAAUUUCUAAAUCAAAAAUGUAAUAACCUAUUACAUUAGGCACAAAAACAUAUUACAUUAUUGGCUGGUUGUUACAUUUUUGGUUGGCGUGGCGGCCAUGGUUGCAAUACCUACCACCAAAGUAUUAAAAAUGAUUAGGCAGUUAUUACGUUAUUGGGUGUUGUCACGUUUGAAACAGGAUUAAAAUAGCAAUAAUAAAUAAAUGCACAUAUCCAUUAAUAGUCAUUUCUGACCCUUUAUACUGGUGAAAUGCGUAAGACGUAGUUUAUUAACAGUAAAGGGAAAUUCUUCCUUUCAAACAUUUGAUUUAAAAUUACCAAUGAUAUAAAUACUGUAUAUUUCAGCAUCCAAAAUAAUUCAGAUUUAAUGUGCUUUAUAGAGAAUAUCGCACGUGAGAGCUCUAUGCCUGUUUCACUUCAGGACUAGGAGGGAUAUAUAAGGUAAUAAAUAAUCUAAUGUUUGGACUCGAAAAACGUGCCUAACCUAUUAACAUUUUUGUGAUCCAUUCAUUGUUAUGGGUUUCGGUAAAUAAACCCCAAUAGGUUUUCGGCCGCGACUCGCUGGUAGAGGACACCGGUGAUGAUACAUUUCUAAUAGCAUCUAACUAAAUAAUGUGCAGUUGUAGAAGUGGUAUCGUAUUAUGGUGCAGCAGACUGGAAGGAGUUAAUAUUUGAUAUUGCCGACACGCUUAGCUGAUGUGCGCGUUGACAUCAUCCUUGUACUCCGGCUUCUCUUCCAAUCCCCGCUUUGUGGAUCACUUCAGCUUCAGGACCAUUUCUUACAUCCACACAACGUAAGCAGUAGAAGAGGGACAGUGUACCUGACCGCAUCAUCACAGAAAAACACCAGACAGGAGAGGACAAGAAAUCCACCCGACACUUAGGCGAUCGAGCAGACGGCAGGCAUUUAUAAAAAAAAAAAAAAAAAAAAAAAAACGUAGCAAAAGGAGCGUUUGUUGACAGGUAUGGAGAGCCUGUUGGAUAAUCCUAUGAAAGCCGUCCUCUAUCUGAAAGAACUAACCACCAUCGUGCAAAACCAACAGAGUUUGAUUCAGACUCAGCGGCAGAGGAUAGACGAGCUUGAGAGGAAGGUAGAAGAGCUGAUCGGUGAGAACCGACAGCUGAAGGACCCGCACCAGCAGCAUCACUACCAUCACCACCACCACCACCACCCUUCCGCGCGCAGUCCCAGCCCGCAGCCGCCAGUCCUCGUCCAUCAGCACCCGGUGAAUAAAGCGGCGACCCUUCCGGGGCACGGCCAGCCUGCACAGAAAGUCCAGUCCCUGCCGUCACUGCCGUCGCAUCCGCAUCCCGCGCCGCCUCACCAGCAGCAGCUGCAACUUGUGCCCACGUCCCCUCCAUCUCCGCAGCCGGGCCAGCCGAGCCCCGAGUCUGGAGAGGAAGACAAGAAAAGCCCGUGCUGCAAGUCUCUGGUCCCCCAGACACCCACCACACUUUGCAGGUCGGUGGGAAUCGCAAGGAAAGCCGAGAACCAGACAGUCCUCCACCAAUUCUGCUGCCCAGCUCCCGAUGCUCCGGAGGCAGAGGUCUCCAGCGUCCCCACAAGCGACUCCCACCCGCCGAGCUCUGCCCCGGGGGAGGCAGGGCAGCACGAGGGCAAGGGGGAGGCGCAGGAUGGCACGGGUACCACGCCCGGCGGAGCGGAGGAGGAGGAGGGCACGGGGGCCCGGGGGGGCGCGGGGCAGAAAGCCAGCCUGCACCACACCGCCUCUCCCAUGAGAGUGCAGCGGAGCAAAGGGGCCGGCGCCUGCUCACACUCCUCCGCUUCUGACUACGAGCUCUCGCUCGACCUCAAAAACAAGCAGAUCGAAAUGUUAGAGCACAAAUACGGAGGCCACCUGAUCUCACGCCGGGCUGCCUGCAAAAUCCAGACCGCCUUCCGCCAGUACCAGCUCAGCAAGAACUUCGAGAAGAUCCGCAACUCUUUGCUGGAGAGCCGCCUUCCUCGGCGCAUCUCCAUGCACAAGGUACGCGUGCAGAACGCCGAAGGCUUCUCUGCCGAGAAGGCCCUGGUGGAGGGCUAUAACUUUGUGGGCAUCCCCCUGGUGCGCUCCCCCUCGCUGCCCACCACCGUCAGCGGCACCCUGACCGACCUGGAGGACUCCUUCACUGAGCAGGUGCAGUCCCUGGCCAAGUCCAUAGAUGAGGCCCUCAGCAACUGGAGCUUGAAGACCAUGUGCUCUCUGCAGGAUGGAGGCACCUAUAAGUUCAAAGAAACCUUCAGUACAGGUGCCCCAGGGCUUGGCAGCGGGGAACUAGGUCUAGGGGCUGAACAUUGUGCCCUGCAGGAGAGCAUCCUAGGGGAGAACCCAGAGAACCUGCCCCGCAGCGCAAGUAAGCUCAUGAUGGCCUUUCGUGAUGUGACAGUGCAGAUCGACAACCAGAACUUCCACAUGUCCUCCUCUGUUAUGGAGUCCACCUCUGUAUCCCUCGCUAACUGUCUCCAGCAGGGAGGCACUGUGAACCCCAAAGAAGCCCUGGAAGGAGAACAGGAGACCCCUGAGGAAGGGGGGCUCCCAGGCUCCGACGUGGUUGAUAAUGAGUUCCCUGACCCUCCUCCGAUUGGCGAAGUGGUGUGUGAGGAAGAGCAGCUGGACGUGAAGGAACUCGAAACUACAAACGUGGAGGCAGAGGUUGUGGUGGAGGCUGAGGGGGAGGUCACAGAAGAGAUGGAGAGGGAGCCCGGGGCGGAGACUCUGGAGGCCCAGCGCACGGAGUCUGAGACGGCCGACAACAGCUCCGAGCAGAUGAGCAGCAGCAGCACCUCCACCUCGGCUAAGUCGGCCUCCGAGGUCUCCUCCAAGGAGGCCCUACAGGCCAUGAUCCUCAGCCUUCCCCGUUACCACUGCGAGAACCCCGCCAGUUGCAAGUCCCCCACCCUCUCCACCGAUGUCAUGCGCAAACGCCUCUACAGGAUCGGCCUCAACCUCUUCAACGUGAAUCCCGACAAAGGAAUCCAGUUCCUCAUCUCCAGAGGCUUCAUCCCCGACACGCCCAUAGGUGUGGCCCACUUCCUGCUGCAGCGGAAGGGCCUUAGCAGGCAGAUGAUUGGUGAAUUCCUGGGCAACAGCAAGAAACAGUUCAACAGAGACGUCCUGGACUGCGUGGUGGAUGAGAUGGACUUCUCUGGGAUGGAGCUGGAUGAGGCCCUGAGGAAGUUCCAGGCUCACAUCCGGGUGCAAGGGGAAGCGCAGAAAGUGGAGCGACUCAUCGAGGCCUUCAGCCAGCGCUACUGUAUGUGCAACCCAGACGUGGUGCAACAGUUCCACAACCCGGACACCAUCUUCAUCCUGGCCUUCGCCAUCAUUCUUCUCAACACCGACAUGUACAGCCCCAACAUCAAGCCCGACCGCAAGAUGAUGCUGGAGGACUUCAUCCGCAACCUGAGGGGAGUUGACGAUGGUGCGGACAUCCCCCGUGACAUGGUGGUGGGCAUCUAUGAGCGCAUUCAGCAGAGGGAACUGCGAUCCAAUGAGGACCACGUCACCUAUGUCACCAAGGUGGAGCAGUCCAUCGUGGGAAUGAAGACCGUGCUCUCUGUCCCGCACAGAAGACUUGUGUGCUGCAGUCGGCUCUUCGAGGUCUCCGACGUCAACAAGGCACAGAAGCAGGCAGCCCACCAAAGGGAAGUGUUCCUAUUCAACGACCUCAUUGUGAUCCUGAAGCUGUGUCCCAAGAAGAAGACCUCUGCGACCUACACCUUCUGCAAAGCCAUGGGGCUUCUGGGGAUGCAGUUCCACCUCUUUGAGAAUGAAUAUUACCCCCAUGGGAUCACCAUCGUGUCACCUUACUCCGGCUCAGAGAAGAAACAAGUGCUGAACUUCUGCGCCCAGAGUGCCGAGGAGCUGCUGAAGUUCGUGGAGGACCUGAAGGAGUCCAUCGCCGAGGUGUCGGAGAUGGAGCAGAUACGCAUAGAGUGGGAGCUGGAGAAGCAGCAAGGGGCCAAGACGCACCCAGUGAAGACCAAUGGCACUCAGCAGGAGAUGGGCGGGAAGCAGGGCUCUCCCACAGACAAACAGGAGCUUGACGCAAAGGCUGGGAACAACACCUCUGAGGUGUCAAUUCACAACAGGCUUCAAACGUACCAGCUCAGUGCGUCCCGGAGCCCAGAGAGUGGAUCCCGCCUGGGCGCCCGUCUUAACCACCAGGGGGAGCUAUGCUACCCGCAGCUCCAGCCGGGUGUGGCGACGUCGGCCCACUGGCCCGCCGUCGCCGACCUGAACCCGGAGACACUCAUCCAGUGCCAGCAGAUCGUCAAGGUGAUCGUCCUGGACAAGGGCGGCCGGGGCCGCAUGGAGGCCUUCCUCAGCCAGACCCCGACGCACCAGCUUAUCCAGUCUGCCGUCUCCACCCCCGUGAGGUCGCCAGAGGGUGGCAAUCAGGGGACGCCCUCCAAGAACGUCUCCCAGCCUCCCCUGCCUCCACCACCGCCACCCUACAACCAUCCCCAUCAGUUCUGCCCCCCUGACCUUGUGCUUGGCAGACGGAGGCACUCAAGUGGCACGCGCAGUCUCGUGUAAAUAUACCUCCAUGAAAUAUACCAUUAUCUUUUAUAGACAAGGCACAUAUAUUAUAUAAAAUAUAUAUGUAAAUAUGCAAAGCAAAAAAAAAAACUGCUAUAUUUAAGAUAAUUAAAAAUUAGUACAGAAAAUGUGAAACCACUUUCACUUCUUUUCACUAUAGUUCUCCUUACAUGUACUCAAAAGUGAAGUAGUUUUAAUAAAUUUGUAUUUAAAGAUCGCCAAUUUACUCUAUAACUUAGGAUAUUUUGCUUCCCCACUACUCUGUCUUUCCCAAAUGGAUUCAAAUACUUCAGCGUUCAGUUAUCCAGAAAAACUGCUCUUGGAAAUAAACAAAGGAACCAUUCAUUUUGCAGUCUUCAGCUAGUUCCCUAUUUUGGACACGGUUCUCAAGACUCUAUACCAUUUUCGUCUACUUCUCCUAAGAGUUUAAUUGUGAUGCGUGUUCAUGUGACGGAUGGGAAAGGUGUGACCAGGCUAACUCUAUUGUGAACAUUGCAGGGCUAGAAAGCUAUUUUACUUUCUGUGACAUGUAAUAAGCUUAAAGGUUUUGUCUAAGGUCCCCUACGGCUAUAAUGAUGAGUAAGAGAAAAAUGCAACCAGCACCUGAAUUUUUAAAUGGUAAUUUAAGAAGGACUUUGUCUAUGUGUUUGUCCCUAUAAUGUCAUGUAAUGUGGUUUUCUCUGUUUAGUUUUCACAUCAUAGUCUACGUGUCAUUUUUAGGUCUUUGCGAAGAUGACAAAAUAUUAGAAGUAAAUGAAAACUCACAGCCAAAUUAAAGCCUGUCAAUACAAAGAAGCACUAUUAAAAAUGUCCAUCGCUCUAUAGCUCAGGAAUUAUAGGUGUACUUGAUACAGGAGAUAAUAUCCUCGCCAUGUUAUAAGUGUCUGGACGCAUUUGUGAGGUCAUGCUCGUCUUACAGACACUAACCUUAUAGGUGAUUAAAGCCCUAUACAGUUAUUUAUUUCUUUACAUUCCAUACGUUCUGUAUUUCAGUCACUAAAUGUCCCCAAUCAUGGUGUGUCCUGUUACUUCUGUUAUUUAACUGGUGAAAAACUGAUUUUUUUUAUGUUGUCACCAAACUUUUUUUUGACAAAUAAUUCAGAAAAGCUGAUAGUUGGAGAAAGCACCAAACUAAAAAUCUCUCUUUGGGUUUGGGUGGUAUUCAGUGGUUUAAAUGUGUAUAUCUCUUUGUGUUUGUGUUACAGUUCUAAUUUGUAUUUCUGAGUGUGUUACCUGUAAAGAGGAUAUUUAAAGCUGUGUUGUGUGUGGUACAUGUUAAUAAUUAUUAUUUUUGUGGGAAAGAGAAGGACAGUUCAUGGGGUGAUGUUACUGAAACAUGUUUAGUUCAUCUUGAUGUAGGAUAAAUCCCACAGUGUUUGUGUGUGUUUGGUUGGACAGCCUUCUUAUUUGUUUACUCAGCCACCAUGUCCAAAUGCACCCAGAAGACUCGCAGACCAAAUUUCAAAUCAUUCCCUAAACACACAUUUUGUUUGCCCUUCAUGUUUUUCUUUUAAAACACACCGUAUUUGAUUUAGGAUUUGGCAUAUCCUCAUCAUAAUCAAUUGCCAUGACGUACAGGUUUAGAAAAAUUAAUCAUGUACAAUAUUGCUGAGGUGUAAUAGGCAUAACAGAAAAAUAUCAUCAUGUAUCUCUUCUCCAAGGAAUUGUCUUAAUAACGCAGUCGCGAAUCCAUGCUCUUUGAUUAGUGUCAUUACAUCUAUCGAUGCAUCAUUGAAUAAGUCGCAUAGCACCACGUUUUUCAGAGAUGUGCCUCGGACUUUUUCUCAGGGGACUGUAGGACACCAGUCAUUGGUCAUUUUCUCAUGUCAUUGCUGCAGUAUCCAUUUAUGGGCUGUAUGAAACUCUCCCUCCACAUGGUUCUGCAUCCUUAUCUGUUUAUAUUAGACAUUAUGGUGGUACAUGCAUAAGCAUUAAAACUUUUCUCAGUAUUCAUCAGUACUAUCUUGACCAUUUCCUAAAUCCAUCCAGUAUUGUCGGUAUGUUUUCCAGUCCACUGUUGCAAUAGUUUGUUAUGAUAUUAGAUGCUCUCUGAAUUGGCCUAAUUGUGCCUCUAACUUCUCAGCCUUUCCAUUAUUGUAAAUGUGACUCCUUGUUGCAUCCCUUGUGUUUUCCUCGCCAAUUACUCCCUGUUGUGAAGUAUGAAACGAUGCCUUGGCUCAGCACUCCUUCAGCCGAGUCCCUUGUAAUGCAGAAGUACUGAAUUAGUCAGUCCAUUUCUUGUUGUAGUUCAUGAUGACGGAGUGGCAAUACCCCAUCUGCUUUUUAUCACGCAAAACAUUUCCAUCUCAUCCCAGAUAUUUUCAGAUCAUUAUCAUUGGGUGUCUGGAUCUAUAUAACUUAACUUAAGUGGAAGAGACCUAUAGGAUUUUCCUUAUUGAAGUUUUUCCCCUGCAUGAGUGAAAACCUCUGUCAUCAUGACACAUUGAGAAGAAGCAUAAUUUUAAAUUUAUGACAUAAAAGGGUAAUAAUGAUAAGAUUACAAUUUUUGUUGAAUUCAUUUUGUUGGAAUAAUUUAUGAGUGCAAAAUGAUGAUAAGGAUGUAAUUAUUCAACCAGCACCGCAAUGAAAGGACACAAGUGUCUCCAGAAUGACUUUAAAUGCACAUAAUGUACUUGAGUGAAAAGUGAAGUAUGUAUCUAAAACAUUGAAAGUCACAGCAAUAUUCUCCUUGGAAUACCUGAACUGAAUUAAAAAGCAGGACUAAUUUAAUACUUUAUUAUUUAUACAUUUCUUUAUUUUGAAUUUGAUUUGGGGCCUCUGUUAACUUAUGCUAUGUAUGUUAUUUAGUAAUUAAUAUAGUAUUAGUUUCAUAGUCAUUUGUUUAAGGAAUACGUCAUCGUGUUGCUGUCUUUUGAGACUUUUAUGAAGCAAACUGUGAAUGACGAGUGUCCGUCUCGUUCGGAGUACACGUGUGUCUUUCCCUUUCCUGUGUCCACGUGCACCCAGCCACAGAGCCGCACUCAGGCAUUCGGACCGGACUGUUCGUCCGACUGCUGUUGUUUUCCUGCGUAUGGAAGCUCGCGUGGCUCAAAAGUGCUUGCAGUGGGGGCCACGGUUACAGUAACGAAAAUAUGAGCAAAAACAGCAAAGGUAUAGCCAGAGUUUUAAAUGAUGCUUAUAUAUGCCAUACACUGUGAUUAACAAACUUUGUAAUAGAUAUUUUAAAGAACAAGUGUACAUAAUAGUAUUGGAAUCAGUACUUCAACACAUUGCUAAAAGACUUAUAAAACUAUAAACAGUGAAAUAUAGUAUUUAAAGACUGCUUUUAUGUAUGUUGAUAUUGUAUUGAGAUUUGCAUUAGGUCAGUUGCUUGUCCAUUUGGAAAACAUAAAUUUGCCCUUGCAAUGCAACGCAGUGCUUGAAUGUAAAUUUUAGACUCCAGUGCAUUGAUUUAAUCAUGUUUAGGCAUAUAUUUAAAAAUUAAAAUUAAUAAAAUCGUGCAUUUUCACAGAGCUCGCACAAACCCUUCCUUCGCAUACAUAUGCAGUGAGAACACAUUCUUGGAUGUUUUCAAAAAAAAAAGUAAACAUUAAUGGACAAUAUUAGAUUGUCACACGGUCUCUGUUUUUUUUUUUUUUUUAAUUGUUAUGCUGCAGUCAGUAUUUUACAGCAUUUGCACUCACUGUUCUGAAGGCAGGAGGAGGAUGGACGCUAUUAUGAGAGCUUGUUGUGCAAGAUGAACAUUGUGGGGUUUCUGAGCCGCGGGACAGCAGCGCACAGAAACUCACAAGUCCACUGAAAGCCACAUCGCAUGAAAAUGUCACCACAUACGAGUACCGGCGUCACUGGAAUCCUGAGAGCGCAUUCUUUUCUGACCUUUGAACUGCAGAUCCCCAUAAAGGUCACACCCCAUCUAUCGCUGGAUGUUUGCCAUGGCAACGCUUCCGCUUCUUGCCCUCCCUCUGUGACGGAUCUGUCUUCUCCCCCUCUCCCUCUGGAAUUCAGUGUUAUGAACCCCAUCCACAUCGCCAUCUAGGACAACACACGUGUGUGUCUGUGUAUGCGUGCUCAGGAGAAUGCGACAGGAGGAACCUGACUGAGGAACGAAUGUUGGAGGAUGAUUGCACGUUGCCGGGUAGGACCACAGCAGUCAGAUGGAAGGGAAAAAGUAAGCAAAUCCAUUAUAAUAAACACAUAUGGCUUGCCGAUUGUUUCUGGGUUCCUUCUUAAUGCACUGCUUCAUUCCGUGCCCGUUUAUGUUCUGCUUUGCUUUGAAACUGUUAGCAAGAAAAACUUCCUCUAUAUGAAAGGAAAAAAGAAAGAAAAUUGGUGGGGUAUGUCUUAUGAAUAAAAAUAAAAGAGCUUUACAAUAGAAUUUGCCCAGUCAAGCAUUUUUAUUUCACCGUAUAUGGGCACAGGGGAUUGGAAUGAUGAGUGCACCAAAAUGUAAGAAAAAAUAAACAAACUUGCACUUUUA
Paramormyrops kingsleyae is the source of this 9488-nucleotide messenger RNA. Its product is annotated as IQ motif and SEC7 domain-containing protein 3-like. The record is from RefSeq and is a predicted model, not a curated record. Gene Ontology annotation, molecular function: guanyl-nucleotide exchange factor activity. Lineage: Eukaryota; Metazoa; Chordata; Actinopteri; Osteoglossiformes; Mormyridae. Gene Ontology annotation, biological process: actin cytoskeleton organization; regulation of ARF protein signal transduction.